AUAAAGGAGAUCAAAUGGGGGGAUGUCGGAGGUUGGACCGGCCAAGGAGGCUCGCUGCUGGGGACAAAACGAACUCUCCCUGGAAAAUAUCUGGAUAAGAUCGCUGAGCAGAUUAAGAUCCACAACAUCAACGCCCUGCUGGUCAUCGGAGGAUUUGAGGCCUUUGAGUCCCUCCUGAAGCUGUUCGAGGCCCGGCUCCACCACGAGGAGUUUUGCAUCCCGAUGUGCAUGCUGCCUGCGACGAUUAGUAACAACGUGCCAGGCACCGACCUCAGUCUCGGAGCCGACACGGCGCUCAACGCCAUCGUGGAGACGUGUGAUCGCAUCAAGCAGUCGGCCAGCGGCACCAAGCGCAGGGUCUUCAUCAUCGAGACGAUGGGGGGGUACUGUGGGUACCUGGCCACCGUGGGGGGGCUGGCUUCCGGAGCCGACACCGUCUACAUCUACGAGGAACCGUUCGACAUCCGGGACCUGCAGGCCAACGUGGAGCAUCUGACGCAGAAGAUGAAGACGUCCAUCCAGAGAGGACUGGUGCUCAGGAAUGAGAACUCCAAUGAGAACUACACCACUGACUUCAUCUACCAGCUGUACACCGAGGAGGGGAAGGGGGUGUUCGACUGCCGGAAGAACAUCCUGGGUCACAUGCAGCAGGGAGGAGCUCCGUCUCCCUUUGACAGAAACUUUGGCACUAAAGUAGCCGCUAAAGCCGUUCAGUGGAUCUCACGGACGCUCAAGGACUCUUACAAAGGAGGUAAGACGAAACAUGAUGAGACAUUUAUUAUUUCUGGUCUGUGUGUGAGUGUGUCUUACCUUAAAGGUCACCUAUUAUGCUAAAUCCACUU
Gymnodraco acuticeps is the source of this 842-nucleotide messenger RNA. RefSeq names its product ATP-dependent 6-phosphofructokinase, platelet type-like. NCBI's taxonomy places the organism in Eukaryota, Metazoa, Chordata, Actinopteri, Perciformes, Bathydraconidae. Gene Ontology annotation, molecular function: ATP binding; AMP binding; 6-phosphofructokinase activity. Gene Ontology annotation, cellular component: membrane; 6-phosphofructokinase complex. Gene Ontology annotation, biological process: fructose 1,6-bisphosphate metabolic process; canonical glycolysis; fructose 6-phosphate metabolic process. The annotation marks the transcript as partial. The transcript has 7 exons. The record is from RefSeq and is a predicted model, not a curated record.